Molecule: messenger RNA, 1734 nt
Organism: Chlorella variabilis
Lineage: Eukaryota; Viridiplantae; Chlorophyta; Trebouxiophyceae; Chlorellales; Chlorellaceae
Exons: 12
Coding region: 1-1734 (577 amino acids)
Cellular component (GO): U5 snRNP
Source: RefSeq, a predicted model, not a curated record
AUGCGGAGCAACCCCGCGCUCAGCGCCAGCCACGCUGCCUCAGACCCCGGCUUUGCGAGGGCGCAGCGAGCCCUGCUGCGGCAGAGCCGCCAGCAGCAGGGCACGCUGGGGGAGGCGCUCAGGGCGCAGGAGCUGUAUGACCAGCCCGAGGAGCCUGUGAACGAGGCGGGAGAUGUGGUGGAGCCUUUCCACCUGCGCCGGGAGCUGUCGGAAGGCUACUUUGACCCCGCCGGCACCUACAUCGAGUAUGGGCGUGCGGAGGAGCAGGAUGCCUGGCUGGACUCGAUUGACGACCGGGCGCAGGGCACCGAUCGCGGCACGGGCUGGCGCCUGCCGUACCCGAACGAGCCUGUGUCUGAGCCGCCGCCGCUGACGCCGCGCCAGCUGGAGCCGUACCUGUCCCGCCUGCUGGGCCUGCUGCAGCCGGGGGAGACGGUGCCGGCGGCGCUGAGGCGGCUGGCGGGUGGCGGCCCCGUGCUGGAGAAGUUUGCCAGCAAGGAGGAGGCCCUCCGCUUCUUCCAGGAGCGAUGCCGCCGGGCAAUCACCAGGAAUUCCAGGAGCUCACAGGUGGGUGUGGGCCAGCAUCUUCAGUGCAACCUGGCGCAGGCGCAGGAGGCGGCUGAGGUGCUGUUUGACCACGGGCACAGCGGCGUGUACGCAUCCACCCGAGAGGAGCUGGGGCAGCGCCUGUCGGCGGCGCAGCAGGCGCAGCGCGCCCCGCCCGCUGCCGCGCCCCCUCCGCACGAAGCCGCCGCGGCGGCUGCAGAGUUCGGCAGGCCUCCACAGGCGGCAGCCGCGGUGGAGGGCCAGGGAGGCGGCACGGUGGCAGGGGGCUUGAGCUCAGCGGGCGGCGGGCGGCGCCACCACCACGUGCCGCCCGCGGCGUCGCCUGCCGCGGCGGCAGAGCCUCCUGUAUCCCCCGACAUUCCGUCUAUGCCCAGCGGGGAGCGCACCGCGGCCACCACCCGCGGCGGCGCCGGCGUGGCGGCGGCGGCCCACGGCUUUGCCGCGGAGCUGCCACGGGAUGUGCUGGAGGAGCGGCCCGCCAGCCUGGCGCCGCCCAAGGCGACUGCGGCGCAGGAGGUGGAGCUCGGCCUGGGGCUGCCCGCCGCCGCCCCCACCGCCCUGGAGCUUGACAGCCAGCACCGCGAGGCAGCGGCGGCUGCCACGGGGGACGCUGCCGCCGGCAGCGGGGACGAGCUGGAGAGGCUUCGUCUGGUGCAGCAGCUGCGCCAGCACCACGCGGCUGCCGUGCCAGAGGCGCAGGCUGCCCUCGAGGCGGCCCUGUAUGGCAGCUUUGCAGACAGGCUGCCGCAGGGGCAGGAGGCGGCUGCAGCUGCUGUGCUGGGCUAUCAGGCCGGCGAGCAGCUGGGCCGUGGCGCCCGAACCGGCGAGGCCCAAAGGGCUGCUGCAGCGGCCAGCGCCAGCCUGCCAGGCCCGGCGAGCAGGGUGCCUGGCCAGGCGGCGGGCGGCCACACGGCGGCCUCCGCCGCGGGCAACGUGGCGUUGCUGGCCGGCAUGGUGCAGCCGGCGGUGCGCGGCAGCGAGGCGGGGGCGGCCUUGGGUGGCAGGCUGAUCAGCGUGGGGCGCAUGCUCGGGGAGCAGGAGGCUCAGGAGAUGCACCCCAAGCGCGGCAGCACGCGGGUGCCAGCCCAGCAGGCACAGCAGCGGGUGGCAUGGGACAAUGAGGCCGCGAACCUGGCGGCGCCUCGGCGCCAGUCUGCCGAGCAGUGA